Lindgomyces ingoldianus is the source of this 933-nucleotide messenger RNA. RefSeq lists its product as uncharacterized. Bases 72 to 605 code for a protein of 177 amino acids. Lineage: Eukaryota; Fungi; Ascomycota; Dothideomycetes; Pleosporales; Lindgomycetaceae. The record is from RefSeq and is a predicted model, not a curated record. The transcript has a single exon.
ACCAUACCAUCUAACUUCAACACUCCACUUUCCUACUUACAUACCCUACCAUCAAACAUCCCACAUUCACCAUGACUAUCACCUUCUACUCUAUCGCCAUCCCGCCCCUAAUCCGCGGCCUGAAGAACCUUUCUGCGAUCCUCACGAAAGGCGAAGCGCACGCCAAAGCCAAUGGCAUCGACCCCCAAGUCUACCUCGACAGCCGACUUCACCCCGACAUGGCCGCCCUUCCUUUCCAAAUUCACCGUGUCUCCGACUCUGCCAAAUUUGUCCCCGUUCGCUGCGCCGGCGUUGAAGCGCCCUCCUUCCCGGACGUCGAGCAAACUUUCCCCGAGCUCCAAGCUCGUAUCACUAAAACUAUCGAGUUUCUCGAAUCAGUGCCCGAAUCCGCAUUCGAGGGUCAGGAGGGGAGAGAAGUUGUGUUGCAGAUUGGCCCGCAGAAGAUGGAGAUUAGGUUCCAGGCGCUCGAUUACUUAGGUAAUUUUGCGACACCGAAUUUCUGGUUCCAUAUUACGACUGCGUAUGGCAUUCUGAGGAGUAAGGGCGUGGAUGUGGGGAAAAUGGAUUAUUUGAAUGGAGCCAAGUUGACCAAGACGGAGGCUUAGGCUUCAUGGGGUUGAGAAAAUAGUUUACUGCCAUUAAGGGAAUGGGAUUGGGGUCUUGGAACAAAAUGAUUUGUAUGCAGAAAAGUGACAGGGUUUUUUUGAGAAAAACGCCACAGCUAACGUAGUGGGGUAUCAUUAGAAAUUAUACACAAAAGCCAUCCCACCCAAGUGCUCCAUUGAGGACCUUCGUUUCUGCGUAAUGUCAUGUGUUUCCCACCAAUUCUCAUUUCACGGUAAUCGCAGCAACCAGGGCGUCCAUUGACGAACUAUGCGUGCUUGCGUUCGCAGGCGCAAUAAACGGUCCCGCCCAGUUGAUACUCAGCAUAUU